Messenger RNA from Psilocybe cubensis, 3861 nucleotides. RefSeq lists its product as uncharacterized. The transcript has 28 exons. NCBI's taxonomy places the organism in Eukaryota, Fungi, Basidiomycota, Agaricomycetes, Agaricales, Agrocybaceae. Gene Ontology annotation, molecular function: ATP-dependent chromatin remodeler activity; ATP binding. Gene Ontology annotation, cellular component: cytoplasm. Bases 1 to 3861 code for a protein of 1286 amino acids. The record is from RefSeq and is a predicted model, not a curated record.
AUGUCUCUUGACCAUAUACUUCCCAAUUCCCUGGUUGGAACGGCGAAACUGCAACUAGGCCUUCCAACAACCGCACCGGACACUCAUGUGCCGAACUGCUACCUCGAGGAACUGCGGCGUCACCACGCUUUAUACCCUGAGGAGAAUCACUUUCGCGUGACGCUGCAACCCAACAUUGGAUAUGGUUCGGUUACUUGCCUAAAAGAAGGAUGUAACACGGUUAUCCCUCUGAGUCGACGAUUACGUGCCCCAGAUGGGGGUAUACAAGAUGGGUUAGGAUCUUUAUCGGCUUAUAGAAGCCAUUUGUCCUCCGUCAAACACAAGGAAUCUCAUAUCAAGUCCAACCGCAUACAACCCACAGUUCUAUCAGCCGCAUCUGCCACGAAAGCUAAUUCACUACAUAUAUCUACUGGACCUGUGAAGAAAGAGUCAUCAAACAGCCAGCUGCCAACUAGCAAAUCCAUCAGUCGUCCUUUAUCUUCAUCAUCCAACUCGAAACUACAAGAAAACGAACAGCCAUUUGUUCGUAUCAAACUUGAGCCACAAGAAGCCCAAGUCCCUCGCAAGCGCCUGUCAGACGUUGCUUUUGACGCUGAUAGAUCGGUGGUGCUUGACGCAUCCCAACGCGGCGCUCUAACAUAUAUCCCGUCAAAGAAAGUGAAAACAGAAGAUUCGGCUACAAAAAUACCUUUGGCGCAAGUUACCAACACACCCAUCGCUAGUGGGUCUCGCUCUUCUUCCGAUAUGAGUUUUCUCUACGCUGUCAAUGGUUUACAAGAUCCGCAAAGUAUGUUGGAGAACGUGCGUGUAGCUAUCUCUGGGCAAGAGUUACUACUUCGCAAAUUUUAUCCUAUCACCAAUGUUUCCCACCAAGACUUUAUGAAAAUUCAGGAGUGCGAAGAUGAGUUGAGGAGACUAAGAGCACUGGAGCAGGAGUAUGUUCGCCACUCUAUGGAUAUCUACUCAGGACCUAGCAUCAUGCAGUCAGCACAGCGCCCAUUCCUGGUGAAACCCGAGCCCGUCGACCUUCGCUAUCCCCAACCCCAAUUUGACAGACCUUCCACCAAUUCAACCGCGUUUCCCUCCCCUAUGGACAUAGAUCGGCAGCCCGUCAAUAGGUUCAAUGAGGUCAAGCCAUUCACAAACCAUGCCGGACCGUCAUCGCUGAAUGGCUGGGGAGAUCGCUACAAUAUUUCAGGUUCAUCUGUUGUAAAGCCCGAACCUAUCAAGGCGGAACCUUUCAACCUUCGCAGUAGCCCAAUAGCCUCGAGCUCCAGGUCCUCCCCUUUCUCAAUUCCAGACAUCAAGCCGUCUACGGAUGUACCCAUGAGCAGCCCGUUCAACUCUGACGAUGAGGACAGCGAGGUUGAGUUGCAUGUGGAGAAUGAAAAUGCAUUCGUUUCGCAACUUGGAAUCAAUGUUCCGGCGCCCAUACACGACGAUUCUCAUGAUAGCAACGGCGAUUACCACGGUCGUGGUCGGGACAUCUUUGUCGGCCCAUUAGCCAAUGCAAACGACAUCGAAACCUUCUUGGUCGAAGCUGGUAAUGCGGAAUCUUUCGAUGGCAAUGCUAGCGUAGACAAAGCUCUCAAGUAUCUCAAUCUUCAAAACCUACAGCAGAAGCUGCACGGUUUGGAGAUUAGCCUCAUGCCUCAUCAAGUGAUGGGUGUAGCAUGGAUGUUGGAGAAAGAGCGGAGCAGUUUGAAAGGUGGUUGCCUAGCAGAUGAAAUGGGUCUCGGCAAGACUGUGCAAAUGAUAGCCACUCUGAUCCAGAAUCGGUCAGAAGACCCGGCCUGUAAAACUAAUCUUAUCAUUGCACCCUUGGCGUUGUUGGACCAAUGGAAGCAAGAGAUUGAGACGAAGACCAAUCUCGGUUUGCGAUGUCAUAUUUACCAUGGUCAAGGAAGGACUCGAAGCAAAUCAGAGUUGAUGAAAUAUGACGUUGUGUUAACCACCUUUCAUACGAUGGCGCACGAAUGGCCUGAUUACGAGACCCAGAUGAAGAAGAAAAUUAAAGCCAAAAAGAAUGGACAAGAUUUCAUUGUUGACUCGGAUGAAGAUGAGAUGUGCAAUCACACUUACCGUUCCAAUAAACGUAAACAGCAAGCUGGAAUCUUGUUCCAAGUUGAGUUUUACCGGAUCAUCGCCGAUGAGGGUCAGAAUAUUAGGAACAGACGUACUAGGAUGUCGAGGGCUAUCACUGACCUCCAAAGCACCUAUCGCUGGUGUUUAACUGGCACUCCGAUUGUCAACUCUCUCGCAGACGUAUACGGCUUGCUGAGGUUCUUAAAGCUUAGGCCCUGGUAUGAUUGGACGCACUUUCAAAGCAAGAUCGGGAUACUUGAAAGGAAGAAUCCUGGCCUUGCUGUUGCACGGCUGCAGAAAGUCAUGGCCCUCUUCCUCUUGCGCCGAAAAAAGGACUCCAAACUCGACGGGAGGAAUCUCAUCGAACUGCCAGAGAAGAAGAUUGACCUCGUCAGGUUGGAGUUCUCCGAAGAAGAGCGAGAAAUCUACAACAUGGUCGAAGCGCGCAGUCAGGCUAGAUUCAAUCGAUACCUACGGGCCGGUACUGUUUUGAAAAACUACCACCAAGUCUUAGUCCUUUUGCUUCGACUCCGGCAAAUCUGCUCGCACCCAUCCUUGAUACAAGAAGGCGGAGAAGCUUUUGUACCCCCUGAAGAAGCCCAUGUGAAGCCCGAACUGUCGACUGAGCUAACUCGUGCCGCCCGUCUGGUGUCUCCAGAGUUUGUUGCAAAAAUGAAGGAGAGGUUCUUGCAGCACGCCUUGGACCGCAUAGCAGCGGAGAAAAACUCUGCUGAAGCUACAUUCGAAGAAGAAGAUUGUCCGAUCUGCUACGAUGCCAUGACCGACGCUGUCGUCACAGGCUGCGACGUUGUGAAGCGGGCAGCGGACGCUCCUCUUUGCCCUGUCUGUCGAGCAGGUAUCUCCGAGAACACCUUGUUCUCUCGUCAAGCUUUCGAACCCACGGAUAAGGAGCUUGAUCCAGACAUCGAGAGUGACGUCGAGGAGUGUGUUCCUAAGAGGGACAAGGGGAAAGGGAAAGCUACUGCAAGACCGGCCGAGUCGGACUCUGAUGAUGACGACAUGAGCGACUUCAUCGUCCAAAGCGACGAGGACGAAGAAGAGAAGGACGCCCGUCGUGCUUUGAAGAAACGCCUCGGCAAGAAAAGGGCCAACAUCAUCCUCGACUCUGAUGAUGAGCCUGACACGCCUGAAGAAAAGGAGAUAAUCUUCGGCGUCCGCAAGAAACACGUCCCAACAGAGGAUAUCAAACUUAUGCCAAAGUUCUUGCCUUCCACCAAGAUGAAGUACAUGAUGGACCAGCUCCAGAAUCUUGCGAGGGCUCAUCCAGAUGAAAAGACGUUACUCGUUUCUCAAUGGACUGGAUGCCUGUCGCUCAUCUCGGACUAUCUUACAGAAAAAGGCAUACCUCACGUCAAGUAUCAGGGCGAUAUGAGCCGAACUAAGCGUGACCAAGCUGUUCAGAUUUUCAUGUCAAAGGAGAAGGCUCGCGUCAUGUUGAUGUCGCUCAAAUGUGGAGGUGUGGGCCUGAACCUCACCCGAGCGAACAACGUCAUAUCUCUUGACCUUGGUUGGUCACAGGCGGUCGAGUCGCAGGCGUUCGAUCGUGUGCAUCGAGUGGGUCAGGAGAGAAAGGUUCUGGUGCAGCGUGUCGUCAUCGCUGACACCGUGGAAGACCGCAUCUUGAAGAUGCAGGAACGAAAGCAAACUCUUGCUGAUGGAAGUCUGGGAGAGGGUACGGCCAAGAAGAUGGGCAAACUUUCUGUGAAAGAACUUGCCAAUCUUUUUGGACUCGACGCCCGGGGUCGUCUUCUUUGA